GUGUGUUGUUUUGUGCUGUCCUUCCCCGCGGUGGCACGGUAGCUGUGGCCAUCGCCCCCCGGAAGCCAGACUCGACCGCCACGUACGACUACAGGAGUGCAUACUAGACUUGCCCUUGAACGGCUGGUUGGGUUAAACUCGACUCAGAACGGACGGGGAAGGCAUCACCAACAAGAUGGCAUCGUCUCACGAGACUUCUGUGCCGAAGUGGAACCCACCAUCAGCAGCCGCGAGCGGUGAUAGAGCGCGGCAAGGACGGCACCAGCAGCCCACCGGUAAACUAUUCUCGGGCCCAAAAGAUGUCUGGGGCAAUAGGAGUACUACAAGUAGCUCCGUCUUCGGCUGUCUUUUCUUACAAUACUCCAUGCCACUGCUGUUGCAUCCACCGAUACUCCAAGGCAAGAUGUUCCUCCAUUGAUACGUGUUCAUUUUUGCUUUACUCAAGUCGAAGCCUUUUGUAAACGAUGGGGAUCGUUGAGUCAGUAUUGUCCGGGGCAUACUGCAGGUAUCGUCCGGGUGACUUUCGUCACCGUCAUUGGGAACGAAGCGGGUGAAUCUUCGUCUGUACACUCAUUAUAGUUCUGUCACUGAAUCUGCUUGCAUGCUGUUUUAGCUUCAGGCAGCCUCGCCAAAGCUCUAGAUGGACGCCAGCACCAAC
Ectocarpus sp. CCAP 1310/34 is the source of this 658-nucleotide messenger RNA. The record is from the annotation of a GenBank genome assembly. NCBI's taxonomy places the organism in Eukaryota, Phaeophyceae, Ectocarpales, Ectocarpaceae.